UUGUGCUCAGCCGGAGGAGGUGGAGCCUUUUCAUACACCGGCAGCCUCCCGCUGGCGACCCAUCAUCAUCACCAUGGUUACAAGCAUCACGGUUACCCAGGGCGACACACACCUUACCCCACCGCCUACCUGCCACACCGCUCACACUCCUCAGUCUGUCUGUCAGACGGAGUUCAGGUGUUACCUGAAGGGUGGAGUAACUCCUCCUCACGCCCUGCCUCCUCUUCUUCCUCCUCACCUUCCUCCUCCUCCCUCCCUCUGACCAGCACUGCUCCUUCAUCACAGCCGCCACCACCUCCUCACAGUUCCAG
Molecule: messenger RNA, 311 nt
Organism: Austrofundulus limnaeus
Lineage: Eukaryota; Metazoa; Chordata; Actinopteri; Cyprinodontiformes; Rivulidae
Product: T-box transcription factor TBX19
Biological process (GO): positive regulation of DNA-templated transcription; mesoderm formation; heart morphogenesis
Cellular component (GO): nucleus; chromatin
Molecular function (GO): DNA-binding transcription factor activity, RNA polymerase II-specific; RNA polymerase II cis-regulatory region sequence-specific DNA binding
Source: RefSeq, a predicted model, not a curated record